This is a messenger RNA of Aegilops tauschii subsp. strangulata, 909 nucleotides long. The record is from RefSeq and is a predicted model, not a curated record. NCBI's taxonomy places the organism in Eukaryota, Viridiplantae, Streptophyta, Magnoliopsida, Poales, Poaceae.
GACGCCACCAAGGGCAAGCCUGAGGGCGAUCUUAAUCCAGCACAGCUGGAAGCUUUUGAGAAGAUCGAUACUCUCUUUAAAGGCGCUCUUCUGAGUGUUCUUGAUGACUCCAUUGUGGAUUCGUAUAUGUCGUUUGAUGACGGCAAGGACAUGUGGGCUGCGCUCGAGGCCAAGUUUGGUGCCUCGGACGCCGGCAGCGAGUUGUACGUCAUGGAGCAAUUCUAUGACUACAAGAUGACUGAUGAGCGCCCUGUUGUACAACAGGCUCAUGAGAUACAGUCGCUCGCAAAAGAACUUGAGUACUUCAAGUGUGUGUUGCCGGACAAAUUUGUUGCCGGAGGCAUCAUUGCCAAGCUUCCACCUUCGUGGAACAAUUUUGCUACUUCUCUGAAACACAAGAGACAGGAAUUUUCCGUUGCGGAUCUCAUUGGUACUCUUGAUGUUGAAGAGAAGGCGAGAGCAAAGGACACACGUGCUCGAGUUGCUGAGGGAGGUUCUAGUGCCCACAUGGUACAGAAGAAGAACUUCCAGCCCAACAAGUUCAAAAACAAUAAGAACAAAACUCAGGGCAAAGGCAAGUUUGAUACAAAGAACAAGCCAUCACAUUCUACCAACUUCAAGAAGAAUUCUCAUAAGAAGGGGAAGGGACUUUGCCAUGUCUGCGGUGAUCCUAAUCACUGGGCUCCGAAGUGUCCUAACCGCUUUGAGGAGCGCGAACAUGAGAAGAGCGGCAAGUCCGCUAAUGUUGUCAUCGGUGAUACUGAUAUGAAGGAAUCAGGGCAACAGGGACUUCUCCCGUGCUGAUGGGGAACGGGUCACAUGCCAUCGUUCGAGGUGUUGGUACGGUCGAUCUGAAGUUUACUUCGGGGAAGACUGUGCGUCUGAAGAACGUUCAUCAUGUGCCGUCCA